CCCGGCGACAGCGUCCGCCCACCUUGCCUCCCCGGGGCCGCAGCGCUCAGCGUCCCUAGCUCAGGCACGACCGGCCAGUUUCAGCGCCUGGGCCUCCAGACGGCAGACCCGGCUCCUUCAGCGUCGGCGCUGCGUAGAUUUGUCCUACAGCAGCAGCUGGCUGCAAGGAAGCCGUCCAGACUCCAGAGUAAAGGGCGUCCCUUGUUGUCGAGGGGGUGGGCAGAGUCCCCUGUAGAGAGGGCAGUGUCCCCUGGAGUGAGGGCGGUGGUCAAAGUCCUGGAGCAAGGUGGGUGGGCAGGGUACCCCGUGGAGUGAGGUGUUGGGGACAGGUGGCUAGGCGUCCACUAUAGUGCAGUGCAGAGGGGGAACUGCGUGCAAGUUGAUCACUGCUGAUGGGUUGAUCAAAAUGAGUGUGUCCUGGAACAGUUCAGAAGGGCAGGCUGUGUCUUAGCAAACUAAGGGACUUUAAUACUCAGACCGAAUGUGCAAUGGGGUGGGUUUAAAGAAUGUAAUACUUAUCCUACCGCACGUGGAUUCAGUAGGUGAAUUGUGUGAAAAAGGUAUACUUGUAACCUGGAGCCAUGGCCUGCACCGUUAGGAACUGGAGAAAGUGGAUCCGGCCCUUGGUUGUAUUCAUGUACAUUGUGGGUCUUUUGGUUGCUAUUCCCCUCUGUAUCUGGGAGCUGCGGAAAUCUCAGGUUGGAACUCACAACAAAGCAUGGUUCAUUGCAGGCAUUUUUGUGUUUAUGACUAUUCCAAUAUCACUCUGGGGCAUUUUGCAACAUUUAGUGCAUUAUACUCAACCGGAAUUACAGAAACCAAUAAUAAGGAUCCUGUGGAUGGUACCUAUUUAUAGUUUAGACAGCUGGUUAGCCCUGAAAUAUCCUCACAUUGCUAUAUAUGUGGAUACAUGUCGGGAAUGCUAUGAAGCAUAUGUCAUCUAUAAUUUCAUGAUCUUCCUACUGAACUACUUGACCUAUCAGUACCCAAACCUGGUGAUGCUACUUGAAGCUAAGGAUCAACAAAAACAUCUGCCCCCUCUCUGCUGUUGUCCAUCUUGGCAUAUGGGAGAGGUGUUGCUGUUUAGGUGCAAGCUUGGAGUUCUGCAGUAUACGGUUGUCAGACCAUUUACAACAAUAAUCGCAUUAAUCUGUGAGCUCGUUGGUAUUUAUGAUGAGGGGAACUUCAGCUUCAAAAACGCUUGGUCGUACCUGGUUAUAAUUAACAAUGUUUCACAGCUCUUUGCCAUGUAUUGUCUUGUGCUAUUUUAUAAAGUACUGCGAAGUGAAUUGAACCCCAUCCAGCCGGUGGGCAAGUUUCUCUGUGUGAAACUAGUUGUCUUUGUAUCCUUCUGGCAAGCUGCCUCUAUUGCUUUACUUGUGAAAGUUGGAGUGAUAUCUGACAAACGUACAUGGGACUGGGAAAGCGUGGAAGCUGUGGCUACCGGUCUCCAGGACUUUAUAAUUUGUAUUGAAAUGUUCUUUGCUGCGAUUGGUCAUCACUACAGCUUUUCCUAUAAGCCCUACAUACAGGAAGCUGAGGAAGGCUCCUGCUUGGAUUCAUUUCUUGCCAUGUGGGAUAUCUCUGACAUCAGAGCGGACAUAUCAGAACAAGUGCGACAUGUUGGAAGGACCGUAUUAGGUCAACCAAGGAAAACUAAUGUUACUGCUGAAGAGGAACACAAUGAACAUACCAGUCUUCUCUCUUCAGCGAGCCAGGACCAAAAUUCUGACACCUCAUCUCUCCCACCUUCUCCAAUGGGAUAUUAUCAAGGGUUUGGACGAACACAUGCAGCUCUUGCACCCCAUGAUGUUGAUGAUUUACCAACAGAGAAGGAAAAUGAAGAUGCCUUAACUUCUGUGCCCAGUAAUUCAUCAUAAAACUCCUAAUCUAGAUUGAGACGUUGUCUCUUAAACUUUGACCUCGAGUUUGCAUUGAGGCCACACCUUCACUUCAGGUUCUCCUAUGGAUGAGUUCAACUCUAAAAAUGGUAUAUAGAAAUCUAAUGCUGUAUAUUAAAACAAACUAUGAUAAAUGCACAGAACUUUGUACUAUAAAACGUACAUGAAAUAACUUCAACAAUACUGUAGAAGAUGUCUAUGGUGAUUUUUAAUGAUAGAAAUUGCAAAAUGUUGUCCAAACCAUUGCAAAAUCCAUCACAUCCAAAUGACUAACAACUAUUGUUGCAGUCAAAAUUGGCUGAUGUAUUUUGGAAAUGGUACCAUGAUGCAAUCUGGGUAUUUUAACUUGUUUGCUUUGGCUUUAUUUGGGAGAUCAAAUUGAGCACACUUUAGGGACAAAAAAACAUAUUUCCAUAAAUAGUUCUGUAUUGAAAAUCUAGAGCAACACAAGGACUAGAUGGUAACAGAUCCCUGAAGAUCACUGGACAGCUAGAUAUGGCAACAGACAAGAUAUUUCCCUUCAUUGACAGGCGUGGAGAACAUGCUAGAACUGUAAAAUCUAAUUUGCAGCUGUAUACGGUUUUGGUCACAGGAGGAACGAUAGUGAUAGGUGGGGUGCAGAGAUAUUGCCAGUGGUUAAAGUUUAGUGAUGAAGUGGCAUUAGUGAAUUUAAAGUGGCAUCCUUGGAAUUGUACACUGAUGGGACAUUUAAUAUUGUCAAAGGCUUAUGUGGAGUUGAUCUAUUUCCCUUAACAGAGUGGUUAAUAAUUAGAGGCUGCAGGUUGAGGAGAUGGGUAGAUGAGAGUGAGGGAGAGAAAAGGGAGGUUGAAAGUGAAUGCUCGAACAGUUAGUUAGUUGGGGGAGCUGGGGUUGGUGUCUAAAUUUAAAAAGUACCUGGAUAAGCAUUUGACGUGCAGUGCCCUAUAGGGCUGCAAAUCAAAGCUGAGUAGCAGUCAGAAUAACCUACUGCCAUGACUGGCAUGGACAUUCAACCUUAAAUUUCUCUAAAGCAUUUUUUUUAUUUCAAUGGUUAUUUACUGGAAUUUACUACGGUUUAUGAUUUUCUCUUCACUUCUAUUUAUUUACCGAGAAUAAUUAUUUCAAGGCGCAAUGGAGAGAAACCAGACCUGUUCAAUGUUUGUUACGGUUAUCAAUGAUGAUAGUUGAUGGAUAAACUUGUGCAUAAACUCUUUGUAAUUAUUAUUUUUUGCUUACAUAUCAUUCUUUGGGCUGUAAAUCAUUUUGGAACUUCCUGACUAUAUGAAGUGCACUUUAUAAAUGUAAGUUCUGGUUUUAUUUUUCAUUUCCUGAGUCUUUCAUGUAUUGUGAGGCAGUUACUAUUUUUGUUUUUGCUCCACUUUAGCCAUUCAGUACUCUCUUACACUUCAUGAUAUUCAUCCUUUUGGAGAGGUGGGGGGAGAAAGAGGGAUGAAAAGCACCAACUGCUGGUAUUUAUAAAGCAUUUAACAUAGCAAGAUGUCCUGGUAUUCCAAAUAUUAUGGAGUAUGACAGGCUUGGGUGGAAACCCUUUCCUUUUCUGUUACCUAUUAUACUAGCCAGUAUAAAGCUUAGUGCUAUAUAAUGUGAGAGAGCUUUACAGACUUGGACAUCAUUGUUCAUUGGGAGGGUAGGGUAGAGGGACUAAUAGUGGGCGUUUACACCCACAUGAUGCGAGCAUUCUGUUGGAUGCUGAACUAGGAAGCACCUUUAGCUACAAGAAUAUUACAAAGCAUUCAAUUUUUACAUUUUGAAAUGAAUUCUGCCUAUCCUGGGUAUAGAUUGUCCAAUGUACAAUAUCUCUGAUUUGUUACAUUACACAUCAUGGUAAACGUAAGAUUUAUUCUAAAACAAUAACUAUAAAUCCAUACUGUGCAGUUUGUGAAGUCAAACUGUGAGCAAGCAGUAUAAUUCUGCAGUGCUAAUUAAUUCAUUAACAUUACUUGGGUUGCAGCAGAAGGUACGGUAAAUAAAUCUAAUAGAUUUAUUUCCUGUAUUUUUUGGAAAAAUAUUGCAGAUCCACCUCUCCAGCUGAAAACUAGUUAUAUUUGUACUUCUGUUUUUUCAAGUACAUGAAAAAAAAAUUAUGGUUACUACUUUGGACUUGCCAAUUCAAGAUUAAUAUUGUUAAGUACAUCCUCACCUCAAUGUUUCAAACCUGUGUAGAAUCAUGCAUCACAAUUGUUGCAAUACUUAGCUCCUCUCAAACAUACAUAAAAAUGUUAUUUUUGGAUUUCUUCCUCAAUGCUGUAACUUGGAAAAGUCUGAGUGUGAAUUGCAAUGGUAGCUUCAUCGCUAUUCUUGUAAAAUGUUUUAACAGUAAGAUGUAUUCUUCUGUCCAUGUAAAAUGUUAAGUAACUGUUACAUGGUAAAGUGUCCGAUUUAUGACAGAAUAAAUUAACCUUGCCUUGUAUAAAUCAAACUGAUAAUCUGCCAAAUACUGUGAGCAUUAUGCUCAGAAAUAUGUAACUUGCAACUUCUACCUGUUAAACUUUCUCUGUUAAGAGAUUAAUUUGGAUGGUGGAAUCACUUCAAUUUACACAUUACAGGUCCUCUCUGGGUUAGGCCAGGGUUUCUUUCUUGCGAACUGUUCAUAACAUGAACUGAUAUGUCUUCAGCCCCACAGCAGCCAAUAAAUCCAUACAUCAGUGUGAGAGCAGUUGGGUGGCAUAGUGCCAGAGACCCGGUUUGAUCCUGACUACGGGUGCUUUCUGUAUGGAGUUUGGACUUACUCUCCGUGACUGGGUUUUCCCCAGGUACUCCGGUUUCCUCCCACACUCCAAAGAUGUUCUGGCUUGUAGGAUAAUUGGCCUCAGUAAAAAUUGUAAAUUGUCCCGAGUGUGUAGGAUAGCGCCAGUGUACGGGGAUCGUUGGUCGGUGCAGACUCUGUGGUCCUGUUUCUCUAAACCAGUCACCCACACUCUUAUUCUUAUGAAUGGGCUGUACAAAAGUUUGGUGUUUGUAAACUGGGGAGGACCUGUAUGUAAAAUUGUUUUUAUUUUUAUCAAUUACAAGGGCCAUAUUUGUUUUGGAUCAGUUUAGUUUUAAACUAACUUUACCCAGUAAUCAAAGUUUAAUAAUAAUUGAAAAUGCAAUUAUUAAUGAACGCUGGAUUGUUCUUUUGCUUUAAAUUUAGGAAUCAGAAUAUUUCCUGUUAAUCUGCACUAAUGCUGGAAAAGGUUGCAUGAAUACACCAAAAGUUAAUUAUUUGGUGUUUUAACUAUACGAGGAAUGCAAACAAUAAACAUUUUGAUUUCUUUAA
Messenger RNA from Amblyraja radiata (thorny skate), 5160 nucleotides. It is a transcript of the gene tmem184c, whose product is annotated as transmembrane protein 184C. Bases 582 to 1880 code for a protein of 432 amino acids. Lineage: Eukaryota; Metazoa; Chordata; Chondrichthyes; Rajiformes; Rajidae. The transcript has 10 exons. The record is from RefSeq and is a predicted model, not a curated record.